CACCCUCGUCUAUUGGAUGCAGGGUUCAGUUUCAAAGUGGAUCUAUCAUCGAUGCGUUCGCAUUUGCUAUUGCGGUGAAAUCUUCCAGCAGCUGAAUCGUGUACGUGUUUCUAAAUUAUUGUUAAGAGAAAUUCAUUGAAUCGAAAACUGUUGAGAAGUAUACUUUUCAUGCAGUAAAUGAUAGAUUACUAAUGUCGCGUAAAACAAUUGACACUAUAGUUAAAACUAACGGUCAAUGUUGUAUCGAAGGACCAUUAAUGAACUGUUGAUGGUGUAUAUUUGCGGAAGUAUAGAUCGAGUGAAAUAAAAAGAAAAGGAAAAUGGUGCUCUACAAGCUUAUGGUGGUUCAUUGGUCUAUUUUUACGCUCUUCACGCAGCUGGUGAUCUGUACAUCUGCUUCCACAAAUUCUCACGUAAACGUCUUUGAACCCAGAUCCAUCUGUGAUGACGAUAGCGUACAAUACGUUCAUGAAACGGGGCCAGAAUCGAGUUUAGUAUUGAAUCUGUAUCCAGACAAGAGUAAACCAUUCUGUAAGAGACAAUUUCACGCACCAGAAUCUCACAGUUUUUAUGUACGUCUUCAAAGAACUCCAUUAGUUGCAAGUAGUAAACAGAAGAUCUCACAGCAGAACGGCAGAAAAUAUGGGAGCAAAAAAAUUAGUAAUAUCACCGAAUCGUGCUCAUUGAGUAUAUCACAUUCCUUACACGGAGAAGUCCUACCUCCAUGGCGAUUGGAUCCAUGUGAAUUGGAAGCAAUGAACUCAGGAGAUGAGCCCAUGCGUCUACUUCAAGGCCGUUUGUAUAUUGUGUGGAACCAUCUUGGUAAUCAACCAGGCUAUCGGCUACUUGUUACGGUUAUUGGAAAUGGACCGCCAUGUCUGGAAGAAGGCAAACAUUCUUGCCUCGAAGUAGAUGAUGUUCCUCUGCUCUGCAUCUCAAAGGAACUGGUUUGCGACGGUGUAAGGCAUUGUCCAUCACCGAUGAAUGCUUUCAGUGAUGAAGACAGUACCAUGUGCUCCAAACUGCGAGAUAAACAACUCACGGAAAACCCCGUACAGAUGGUAUUCAGAAAGUAUAUACAAACUACUUUUAAAUCAUUUUUCUAUGCCGAUUCCACUGAAGUGCCGGCAAGAGAGGACACGACUUUAACGAAUGAAGAGGGCACUGUUGAAGUCAUCGAGAGCCACACAAAAACACCUGCCAAACAACACAAAAGUACUUUGACGGGGCUUUCAAAAUAUGGCCCGUGGGGAUAUCUAUUCCUUGGAAUGUUACUAUGCGGUGGGGCUUUGUUGGUUUGUGGAUUAUGGGAAUGCUGCUGUAGAUCACAUAAACCAGACGCUUCUGAUAUAAGUGAACACGAGAAUCCAUCGGUGUACCUUGAGUCGGGGUUGAAUCACUCAAACUUAAACUCAACAAGCGGAACUGUACAAACUUUACCUCCGUACGAAGACCUGGAUCCUCCACCUGCGUAUUCGGCAUUGUUUCCAAAUCAAAAAUCGUCCGAUAAUUUACCCAUUUUGCUGCAAACCUCGACGAACCAAGAAAUUAACAGUAAUAGUGAAGCAGCUCAAUCUGGCAGCAGCGGAGCCAGUGUGAGCACUGUUCACAUACAAACACAAACCGGCCAAUAAUAGCCUUUCUAUUGUAAGAGUUGCAACAUUUUCAAUAAGGCUGAUUUUAUUAUUUAUUAUUGACUAAAUCUAUUAUCUUUAUAUUUAAUAUUUGUCUUCUAUGUUAAAACGUGUCGAGAAACACAUAGUCAUAAGCCAAAAACGAACAAAGAUUUUUUUUGUGAAAUUUUGAUUUCAUUGGAAACCAGAAUGCAAAAUACUCAAUUCGGUGCGAAUCGCGACGUUAAGUCGCCUUUCAACCAAUAGUCGAAAGUAUCUGUUUUUUUUUCUUUUAAACAUGUUUUCACAUGUACAGUUUGUUGUAAGGCAUUCAACGAUACACAAGGUAUUAUGAAUAAGCAUUUUUAUAGCCAAUCAUCAUGUGAUAUUAAAUUAUUUCCUAACAUGGACAAUCGAACAACAAAGUCAUAGCUAAUAAAAACAAAUUUAUUAUUC
Molecule: messenger RNA, 2069 nt
Organism: Malaya genurostris
Lineage: Eukaryota; Metazoa; Arthropoda; Insecta; Diptera; Culicidae
Exons: 5
Coding region: 321-1634 (437 amino acids)
Source: RefSeq, a predicted model, not a curated record